This is a messenger RNA of Corvus hawaiiensis (hawaiian crow), 1012 nucleotides long. RefSeq names its product collagen alpha-1(I) chain-like. The transcript is spliced from 3 exons. The record is from RefSeq and is a predicted model, not a curated record. Bases 1 to 702 code for a protein of 233 amino acids. Lineage: Eukaryota; Metazoa; Chordata; Aves; Passeriformes; Corvidae.
AUGGAGGUUCGGCGAGGGCCUGGCUCUUGUGGCCCCGAGCCGGGUGCCCACGGAGCCCCGGCCCCGCUGGGCUGUGGGGCGGGGGGGCACCGCGGCUCCCCGGGCAGCGCCCGGCCCUCGGCCCCCUCCAGAGCCCGGCGCCAGCGGCGCUGGCCGGGCCUCAGCGCUGUGCAGGCAGGGGAGGCCAGGGCGGGCCGCAGGCAGCGCCCGGCCAAGGGGCUGAGCCCGCGCCAACCCUUCCCUCCUGGCGCUCUCUCCACCUGGCAGAGGACAGGAGCCGAGCGGCCGAGCACUCGCGGCGGGCCCUGCCGUACCUGCGGAGCCCACAGGAGUCCCUGCGACAGGCGGCCAUCGGGUUCAUUGGUGAGCCACGAGCCCGGGGCCCCUCCCCGCCCCGCCGCAGCGCGGCCCCAGCCCCGGCUGCUGCCCCGGCAGCGGGAUCCGGGCCAGGGGCCGUGGAGCCCCGCCUGCCCCCGGGGCUGCCACCGCCCUCUCGCAGCCGUGCCUUCGGGCGUCGGGAUGCGGCGAGGGCCCGCGCUGAGCCCUGCCGGGGCGAGGAGAGCGUGUGGCCGCAGGGCUGGCAGCGCCGCUGAGAGGGAGCUGUGCCGCUGGGGCCGUGACAGGCUCUGUGUUCCCAGGCAUCGCCGGGCGGCACCUGAGGGGCCAGCAGGAAGAGGUCCAGCUCAUCUGCGAGGCCCUUGAAGACGCGUCCCGUGACAUCAGCCCUGCCGUUUCCAGCCUGGCGCGUCAAACAGCCUACGUCCUGCGGGCCCUGGAGAGAGCUCCGCGCUCCAUCUUCCAGGUGCUGCGAGAUGGACUCCGCAGGGCAUGCAGGACGGCCUCGUCUGUCGGGCCGUGGCUAGCUGCAGUGCUGGAGCUCUGCAGAGACCUUGUCUGGGAGGCUCUGUCUACUGGGGCCACCUGAGCUAGCGGGCAUUUUUCUUUUCUUUAAGAUGGUUCUUUUCUUCUUUUGGUUUUUCCUCUGUAUGUAAAUAUAGAAUGUGUUCUAAUA